Messenger RNA from Ictalurus furcatus (blue catfish), 4176 nucleotides. It is a transcript of the gene e2f3, whose product is annotated as E2F transcription factor 3. Gene Ontology annotation, biological process: regulation of transcription by RNA polymerase II. The coding region runs from base 166 to 1407 and encodes 413 amino acids. Gene Ontology annotation, molecular function: DNA-binding transcription factor activity, RNA polymerase II-specific; protein dimerization activity; RNA polymerase II cis-regulatory region sequence-specific DNA binding. Lineage: Eukaryota; Metazoa; Chordata; Actinopteri; Siluriformes; Ictaluridae. The transcript has 7 exons. The record is from RefSeq and is a predicted model, not a curated record. Gene Ontology annotation, cellular component: RNA polymerase II transcription regulator complex.
CGUCCAUCUGCUGCUUUUUCGCCACCGAUCUUUGCACAUACCGAUCGAAGUGAACACAUAAGGCUCUCCUUUCUCGAUAUCUAUGAUUAUUUUGUGCGUGUGUUGGUGCGAUUUUCAGAAAAAAGCUCGUGGAAGUAGAGGAGGUACAAAGAGAGAUCUCUGAAGAUGAGAAAGGGGGUCUCCUCGGUCUCAGACAGAGCGAUCAUAUCAGCCUCUCUCAUUGAGCCGAAUAUGGGCUUGAUUUCGGGCUCGGAUCGCCGCUCUGCAGUUUAUCCCACACACAUCCAAAUGAUCACACCGCCUUCACAACCCAAUCAUGUCCGGGUGUCUUCUUCAUCUGGCAGCUUGUAUACAACUCCUCUCCAAGGAUCUGCAAACGGCACCGGCUUACGACCUGCUUUAGGACGACCUCCGGCCAAAAGGCGUUUGGAGUUGGACAUCGCAGACCACCAGUACAGUGAACCGGCCCGAAUGCCAAGGGGUCGCAGAGCAGCUCUCCGGAUGAAGAGCCCUAAAGCUCCUAAAACCCCACCCGAGAAGUCACGUUAUGACACGUCCCUCGGGCUUCUGACCAAGAAGUUCUGCCAGCUUCUGGCCCAGUCUUCAGAUGGCGUGUUGGAUCUGAACCAGGCCGCCGACGCGCUCAACGUCCAGAAGAGACGCCUGUAUGACAUCACCAACGUGCUGGAGGGCGUGCGGCUCAUCAAGAAGAAAUCGAAGAACAACAUUCAGUGGCUGGGCUCGACUCUACCCUCAGAAUCAGGGCCUCUGUGUCCACUUGGCCCUCUGCAGACUCUGAGCAGAGAGAUGCUGGCCCUGCGAGACGAGGAGAGACGACUGGACGAGCUCAUUCAGGCCUGCACUAACAACGUGCAGCAGAUGACUGAGGAGAUGCACAACCAGAAAUAUGCCUACGUCACGUACCAGGACAUCCGGAGAAUCAAAAGCCUGCAGGAUCAAACUGUAAUUGCCGUUAAAGCACCAUCAGAAACUAAACUGGAGGUUCCUGACCCAAAGGAGAGUUUACAGGUGCAUCUGAGUAGCUCUAAAGGCCCCAUCGAUGUGUUCCUGUGCACGGACACCAGCGAGUCCAGCAGUCCCCUUCGGAACGGUGUGGACGUGAAUGGAAAUGACACUGCCUUCCUCCGAAUGUCCAGAGAAGACACCAAAGACACAGAAAUGGCCGAAUCUCACCAGUCAAACAGCAGCGUGACGCAGACGGGCACGGCACCCUUGUCUCCAUUCAGCUCAACUCUGUCCUCCAUCCUGGGGCCGUUUGUGACGCUCACGCCUACACUGCUGGGAGACGAAUACCCCCUGGGCAUGGACGAGGAGCAGGGCAUCAGCGACCUGUUUGACUCCUGCGACCUGGACAUGCUGCCUCUGGACGAGCUGCUCAUGGUGUGAGCCUGCAGGUGAACACCAGAUGGUUUACAUGUCUCUCUUUUUUUUCUUUCUUUUUUUUUUAAAUGGGGGGUAAUGGACUUGCGUGAUGAGAUGCGCUGGUCGAGUCUGGAUCAGUUGGACUUUUGGAUCGACCAUCGCGAUUGGUAGUUUUGAUACCUUUUUGUUUUUGAUUUUGCUUUUCAUUCUGUAAACCCAGUGGGAAUGUUUGUCUUUUUAAACCCAGUGGGAAGGUUUGUCUUUUUAAACCCAGAGGGAAUGUUUGCAUUGCGUAGUGGAUGUUGAAAGCUUCUUGGAUUCGAUGUCUGCAGUUGAGCCACAAAAGCUAAAACCUGGUAACCAGGUAGUUUUAUUUCGCGUCGCAGACUCGGUUUGCUUCGGCAGAUUUGUCUGGCGCUUACAGACAAAACGGAUUCCGCAUAACUAUACUAGAUCAAAACUGCACAGCGAAGAACUUCUUUUAUCUCAGAUCUUGAUUUCUUCAGAGGUAAAAUGUUACACACAUAUAACCACAGUUUCUCCUUAUCCUGAAAACAAAGCUUGGAAGAAAGUAGCCGCGAUCAUUGUUGUCUUUGGUGAGUGUACGUAGCUAAUACUAAACUAGCGCACAUAUACAUCGAUCAGCCGUAACAUUAAAACCACCUGCCUAAUAUUGUGUAGCUCUGAACAGCUGACUGAUUGAGGCAUGGACUACACAAAACCUCUGAAGGUGUGCAGUGGAAUCUGGCACCAAGACAUUAGCAGCAGAUCCUUUAAAUCCUGUACUGUAAGUUGCGAUGUUGGGCCUCCAUAGAUGGGAAUUUUUUGUCCAGCACAUCCCACAAAUGCUUGAUCAGAUUGAGAUCUGGGGAAUUUGGAGGCCGAGUCAACACCUUGAACCUUGUCAUGUUUCUCAAACCAUUCCUGAACAAUUUUUGCAGUGUAGCAGGGCGCAUUAUCCUGCUGAAAGACCCCACUGCCAUUAGGGAAUACCGUUGCCAUGAAGGCGUGUACUUGGUCUGCAAUAAAUUAUUUAGUCAGGUAGUACGUGUCAAAGUAACAUCCUCAUAAGUGCUAGGGCCCAAGGUUUCCCAGCAGAACAUUGCCCAGAGCAUCACACUGCCUCCACCAGCUUAUCGUCUUCUCAUAGUGCGUCCUGGUGCCAUGUCUUCUCCAGGUAAGCCAUGCACACGGCCAUCCACACUAUGUAAAAGAAAACGUGAUUCAUCAGACCAGGCCACCUUCUUCCAUCGCUCCAUAGUCCAAUUCUGAUGCUCAAUGCCCAUUGUAGGUGCUUUCAGCGGUGGACAGGGUUCAGCAUGGGCACUUUGACCGGUCUGUGACUCCGCAGCCCCAACUGCAGCAAGCGGUGUAUUCCGACACCUUUUUAUCAUAGCCAGCAUUAACUUUUACAGCAAUUCGUGCUUAAAGUAGCUCUUCUGUGGGAUCGGACCAGACGGGCUAGCCUUCACUCCCUAAAUGUAUAAAUGUGUCUUGUCCGCCCAUCACCCUUCCUAGGACCCCGAUUGUCAGGUACUAACCACUGCAUACUGGGAACACCACACAAGACCUACUGUUUGCGUUUACAGGUCUAGCCAUCACAAUAUGGCCCUUGUCAGAGUCGCUCAGAUCCUUACUUGCUGCCUAAUAUAUCCCACCCCUUGACAGGUGCCAUAAUGAAAUAAUCAAUGUUAUUCCCUUCACCUGUCUGUGGUUUUAAUGUUCUGGCUGAUCGGUGUAAAUCAACCACUUUGCAUACUGAGUAGUGCAUUAUUUUGGGCUAAAUACUAGCUAUAUAUAGCUACUCUCGUUUCUCAUCAGAACUAAAAACACAAACGACAAAAUACGAGCGAAUUGUCACUUGCUAGUGUGAACGCAUCAGUUUUAUUUUACUUACAAACUCUUCCUUUUAAUUAACGUAUUGUAAAUCACCUUGCAAACCAGAACAGACAUGUAAGCUCUUUACUCGAGUUUGGCAGCUUGCUGAGCUUUCUUUUUUCUUUUUUUCCUUGUUUAAAAGCUAAUCACUUUUUAAAAAGCCUAUGAACUAUUGUUAUUUUUCAUGAAGUGCACCUGCUUGCUCUUGUACGUUGCUUUAGUUCAUGGUCCUUAUUCUGGACAUGAAUUGUGCCUUGUCGGAAGAGGCUGAUCUUCCUGCACGGAUUUAUAUACUCAAUUUGAGUAUCACGGACAAAUUGCUAACGUCUUCCGGUCAUUUCGCCUAGCAGAAUCGCUAUGCAGACGUCAAUAUGCCGUGCAGAUCACAUCGACUACCACAGCACUGAUUCUCUCAGGGCAGUUAUCGGUUUUCUCAUAUUCCUAUUAGUGCUAAAUGGCAUACAUUUAUGAAUUAUAGCCCUUUAGGAUCUUUAAAUCUUUAAAUUGGCCAUCACACGAUGAUGUCAGUUCGAGUUAUUACUCAGCUAUAGACCCUGUACCUCAUAUUAUUAUGGAUUAUGCAAAUCCACGACGUGAUACAUUUACAAUAAAUGUUGUACUGAAGUUUCAGUAAUGGUGUGAGGUAAAGGGCAUUGAGGAAUAGAUGAGCUUCGUUCAGGGAAAUCAUGUAUCUUUAUAAAACCAUUAACUGUCCAAAAGACCUUUUUUUUUUUUUUAAAUUAGUGAACAAAUUGACCAGUCUUUUCACGUUAACAUUUCAAACCAUGAGAUAAGUAAGGUGUGGAGAAAUCAUAAAUUUAUUCUCUAGCCCACUUAGAAAGUGGAAGUUCCAGUAUGACCGUUUUCGUCACCCGUAAACCCUAACUAACUAGGCUAAAAGGUAGUAGCUAAUGC